Molecule: messenger RNA, 858 nt
Organism: Cuscuta epithymum
Lineage: Eukaryota; Viridiplantae; Streptophyta; Magnoliopsida; Solanales; Convolvulaceae
Source: the annotation of a GenBank genome assembly
GGAAAACUGAAUUGACUGAGUGAAUACGUAUAAACUGGAGAGGAAUUAGAUUUAUUGAGAGACUUGGGUUGCGGUUAGCUAAGGAACGAAAAGUGGAUUGAAGGUCCCUUUCUUAAUACUCCGUAUUUGUGUAAAAAGGACUUGGGAUCGUGUACUCAUCCCAAAACGGCAUCGUUUUCGUUAAAAAAAAUCAAAACGCAUCUAUCUUGGAGUGCAGCGAUGGAAUACGUAGCGAUGGGAUAAUACCCCUCUACUCUACAUCCGCGCUUCCGCCACCUCCAGUUCGCAUAUGGCUGUCCAGCUGUCGUCGCCCUCCCUGAGUUCCAAUUUAUGGUCUCAAUCUGCAGUUGAAAGGUCAUCUCCCUCCUGGUUAUUUAGAUAUUCCACCGUAAAAUUCGCAACUCCAUCGGUAGAAAUUCCAUCUCCAACGCAGAUCCAUUCAAGAGGUGGCUUCUGCAAAGCAGGGAAUGUGGAUAAGGCUUGCCAGAUCUAUGCAAAAAUGAAGGGAAGUGUUAGCACUUCCGAAGUAGACAUGUACUUCGAGACAGAUAUGGGUAAUAGUGCAGUGAAGCCCAAUCUCGUUAGUCAUUACAUAUGGAGCUUUAGUGGAUGGUCUAUGCAAAGCACAUCGGGUAAACGAUGCUCGUGAUCUAUUGGAUACAAUGUUAGUGGAAGGUCAAGAGCCAAAUGUAAAUAUAUACGUAGUAUGAUGCUCUAAUUGAUGGAUUUUGCAAGAAAAGAAAGACAAUGGGCUAGUUACAUCUCCCCUAAAGGCCAUUCACAUUUAAACAUGCUAAAGUUACAUUUUCCAUUUAAGUUGUUUACAUUUAAAACAUUUUAUGGUCCUAAUAUAAAAAC